Molecule: messenger RNA, 1806 nt
Organism: Komagataella phaffii GS115
Lineage: Eukaryota; Fungi; Ascomycota; Pichiomycetes; Pichiales; Pichiaceae
Exons: 1
Coding region: 1-1806 (601 amino acids)
Cellular component (GO): nucleolus
Molecular function (GO): nucleic acid binding; RNA helicase activity; ATP binding
Source: RefSeq, a predicted model, not a curated record
AUGGCUAGAUUAGAAGCAGCAGCAGAAGCUUAUGUGGAUAACUCAACAACUUUUGACUCGUUUGGCCUUGAUCCUAGAAUUUUACAGGCCAUUAACGAGCUGGGUUAUGAGCAUCCGACAUUAGUUCAGGCUAAAGCUAUUCCUUUAGCUUUGCAAGAGAAACGAGAUGUCAUUGCAAAGGCAAGUACAGGAACGGGGAAAACAGCUGCUUACUGCAUUCCUAUUUUGCAAAGUAUUUUAAGCAACAAUAAUAGAACGCCCGGUAUUCAAGCUGUUAUCUUGGUGCCCACAAGAGAACUAUCUGUUCAGGUUGACAAGUUUUUGGACAGUCUUACAAGUUUCUGCAGCAAAAAGGUUAAGUGUUUGAAUCUGUCUAAUAGUGUCAGUGAACAGAUCCAUCUAGCACAGUUGUCAGAACUUCCUGAAAUUGUCAUAUCUACUCCAACCAAGUUAUUGCAACUCUUGAAGAAAAGUUCAAAAGUAAACCUGAGCCAGCUCAAAUAUUUUGUCAUCGAUGAAGUGGACCUUAUCUUUUCCUAUGGAUAUGACGAUGAUUUGAAGGAACUAACUGAGCUCUAUUUGAACUUACAAAAUAAAAUUCAGGUGUUCUUGAUGAGUGCUACUAUGAAUGAAGACGUUGAACAGCUGAAAGCUUUGUAUUGUAAGGCACCUGCUGUGUUAAAACUAAACGACGAUGCGAUAAAAAGUUCCAAUUUAGUUCAGUACUAUUGCAAAACCGGUGAACUGGAAAAAUUUUUGCUGAGUUAUGUCAUAUUUAAAUUGAACCUGAUCAAAGGUAAGACCUUGAUCUUUGUCAAUAACAUUGAUAGAGGAUACCGAUUGAAACUCUUUCUGGAACAGUUUGGUAUCAAGUCAUGUUUGCUAAACAACGAACUUCCGUUGAGUUCAAGAAUGCAUACUGUGGAUCAAUUCAACAAGAAUGUCUAUCGGUUAUUAAUUGCAACUGAUGAGAGUAGCGUGGGAGAAGAAAGGGAAGAAGAUUUUUUGGAAGAAGCAAAUGAAACUGAAACGAAUGCUGAUGAAAAAGUAGCUGAAAAGAAAUCUACCGAGAAUAAUACAGAGAAAACUGAAGAGAAUGAAGACGGAGAGGAGGAGAUAGAAGAGGAAGAAAAAAUCAACAGUAAAAGCUCCAAGCAAAGGGAUUCAGGUUUUUCCAGAGGUGUGGAUUUUAAAAAUGUAGCCUGCGUGCUGAAUUUCGAUCUUCCAACAACAGCCAAGUCAUAUGUUCAUAGAGUUGGAAGAACGGCAAGAGCAGGAAAGUCUGGUAUGGCACUCUCAUUUGUUGUCGAAAAGAGGUUAUGGAAUAAACACAUUGCUUCCAACUUAAAAAGUGCCAAGAGAGAUGAAAAGAUUCUGGCCAGAAUAAUGACGGCUCAAGGUAGAAUAGGCUCCAAACUGGAACCUUAUCAUUUCAACGAGUCCCAGGUAGAAGGUUUCAGAUACCGUAUGGAAGAUGCAUUCAGAGCCGUCACCGCCACAGCUAUUAGGAAUGCUAGAAUCAAGGAGAUCAAGCAAGAAAUCAUGGUCAAUGAAAAGUUACAGAGACAUUUUGAAGAGAACCCACAAGACUUACUAUCUUUGAGGCAUGAUAAAGAACUGCAUCCAAAUAGAGUUCAACCUCAUUUGAAGAGAGUUCCCGAUUACCUGCUCCCGAAGGGAGCCAGAUCUCACCCAACGGUUGGAUUUGUGCCUUUCAAGAAUACAAACCCAAAUAAGCAUGAGAAGAGAGGCCCAAGAGGAGGCGUGAGGAAAAGAGUUAAUCCUUUGAAAAAGUUCAAGAGGUGA